This is a messenger RNA of Oreochromis niloticus (Nile tilapia), 2797 nucleotides long. Its product is annotated as glucagon family neuropeptides. Gene Ontology annotation, biological process: adenylate cyclase-activating G protein-coupled receptor signaling pathway; positive regulation of ERK1 and ERK2 cascade; neuron projection development. The record is from RefSeq and is a predicted model, not a curated record. Gene Ontology annotation, cellular component: extracellular region; neuron projection; perikaryon. NCBI's taxonomy places the organism in Eukaryota, Metazoa, Chordata, Actinopteri, Cichliformes, Cichlidae. The coding region runs from base 326 to 1066 and encodes 246 amino acids. Gene Ontology annotation, molecular function: neuropeptide hormone activity; peptide hormone receptor binding; pituitary adenylate cyclase activating polypeptide activity. The transcript is spliced from 6 exons.
UCGGAAUUAUGCAUAAAAAAACCAAAGGGAGUACAGUUCGCAGGACGCAGGAAAGUUUUCUGCAGACAAAUGUUUGCCGCUUUUCUUCUCCACCGCGACCGAGUCCGCUUAGAAACUCCCCAAAACUGAGCCGCGGGUGCACAGCGGGCUACGCACACUCCGACCAAGCACAAGGGCACCGAAGAAGCUCUUCGCUGAGUAACAGAGGAAGAGAGGAGGAAGGGAGAGAGAGUGAGAGAGAGAGAGACUGAGAUAGAGAUCCUAUCUCACUCUCCUAGUUGAGGUUUUCAGCGGAUCGCGUCCAGCGUCUCGCAACUGCAGGACAAUGUCUAGUAAAGCGACUUUAGCAUUAUUCAUCUAUGGAAUCAUAAUGCAUUACAGCGUCAACAGCUCACCUGUGGGGCUUAGCUUUCCCAGUCUUAGACUUGACGGCGAUGUUUAUGAUGAGGACGGCAAUUCCUUACCGUCCCUGGAUUACGACAGAGAUCAACUGGAGGCGAGGAGCGCUCCGUCUGUCGCUGACGACGUCUACACUUUGUACUACCCUCCGGAAAAAAGAACGGAAAGACAUGCAGACGGCAUGUUUAAUAAAGCCUACAGGAAAGCGCUGGGUCAGUUAUCAGCAAGGAAAUACCUUCAUUCUCUGAUGGCAAAACGUGUAGGCGGGGGGAAAAUGUUGGAUGACAGCUCAGAGCCCCUCUCCAAGCGACACUCAGAUGGGAUCUUCACAGACAGCUACAGCCGCUACAGAAAGCAAAUGGCAGUCAAGAAAUACCUGGCGGCGGUCCUUGGGAAAAGCCUUGAAGACAUAGGUUUUCACCAUAUCCUACAAGAAAUAGACUUUGAUGCCCUCCCGGACGGGGAUGAGUUUGAGGCUUUUUUGGGAGAAUGGCUGAAACAGUUCUCUCCCGAAAUCCCGGUGAGUUUCAGGCUCUUUCCUGAGGCCGUGUCCUUGCAAGGGGCUUCUUACGCCCCUCCUUUUUUUCCCUCCUCACCUUCAGCUCUCGUUUCAAACACUCAAAACUCAAACUCUUCUUCCACCUCAUCUGUGCUCCUGUCUCUCUAGACUCUCACAGAUUUUUACUUUUGAUUAACGCAUCUAUCCACAAAAAAAAAAGUGUGGAGAGAUGAAAAAAAAAAAGUAAUUUUAGUUGGCUGGAAAACAAAUGCCAAUUUUGUUAAAGUAAAUUUGGGAGGCUUGUCAAAAUAAAAGCCUCCAAAUCUGAGAUGAAGACCAGAGUACUUUUGAGGUUUUUCUUGCCCUUUUUCUUCCUCAGUGUUUACAAAGUGAGCACACACACACACAUACACAUACACACACACACACACCUUUGACUCAUGUAAAGUGCCAAUCUUGUGUUUUCUGGAUUCUGUGUUUUGGAAACCUCUUAUUCUGCUAAAGGUUUUCUCACGCCUCUCUGCCCAUAUAAUAAGUAUCACUAACAUCUCAAGCACCAUCAGGCAAAUUUAAAAGGAAAAAAAAAAGAAAUGAUACUUGUUACAUGGUAACUUAUUCAUCAGUUUGUUCUUUGUGAGAGACAUAACGAGGCAGUUUGAAGCUUUGUGUUUGAACCUUCUGGGUCUAUUGUGCUUCCAUUCUCUGUCAUGUGAACCGAUGUAAAAACUACAGUAGAUUGCAUGAUUAAAGUAAUUGCACUAGCCACCGCAUCUGUGCAGACGACUCCAACUAGAUGGUUUUGCUUGCUUUCUGACUACUACAAACAUACACGCCUUUCAUUUCUGGAUGUUGUUUUGUGUUCUGUUUUCCUCACUUUUCCCUCACAUUUCUACACAAAGCUGUAUGUCCUUUCUGAAUGUACUGGCAAGAGUUUCCCAAUCUAAUGUCAUACUUUAUGGGUUUGUUACUUAGGCAAAGGAGAUUUUUGUAAUCUACUGUUGACUUGUGUGUGAGAAAAAAAUAACUGUGGAUGAUUCAUUUUCUAGUAUCUUUAUACGGCAAAAGCCACAAUGAUUGAUUAUAUUAAAAAAAAGAGAAUGAGGAUAUGAUGUAAGCAGGGUUAGAAACACACAAAGAGAACUGAAGUAAGGGAAGCAGGGGUGGGUCAAAUGACAAAGAACAUGCUGAUUUUGAAAGGGAUCAGGGCAAGUUUAUACAACCAGCAUGGUUAGACCAAAACCAAAGUCUUAGUGGUCCCCCGCCGCCCCUCCAAUCUGCACACUUCUUACCAAAUGUGUUAGGAAGGAAUAACAGCAGGGUAAACGUCUCCAAUUUGUGUUUACUGUAUCAAUCUUUCUUUAAUUUUGCAUUCCCCUCUAGGGUUUGUGACGCAGGAAGCAGUUUGCGGCUGUGGUGCCUUGCAUCGACUUUAAAAUCGCCAUGAAUCCUAGAUGGCUAUUUAGUGGCCCUACAAUGCUGCACAUCAUCAGCUUACAUUUCACCCUUUUGUUGUUGUUGCUGUUGUUUUUGUGUUACACAGAUGUUUGAUAUAGUCUUAAGCAUCAUUCAUCUUAGACGUCAAGCACUGUUGCUUGCGCUGCUUUCUUUUUGCACUUUGUGUUUAGAGCACUAGAUGUGGAUUUUUUGUGAAAAUAAAGAGAAGAAGCAGUUUCCCGCACUCCAUAAAACAUUAUAUGUAUGGUAAUUCAAAGCGCCAAUAGCCUUACAAAAAUGAAAUAAUCUUCAAAGAUAUAUAUAUAUAUAUAUUUACUGUGUGGAAAGUGAAUAUUAGACUACAUCUUCGAAUGGCCGUCUGCAAGGGUCAACUCAAUAAAUGUUUAAAAAAAAAAAAACGUGUUGUAAGAUUUGUAUGAAUAAAUUUUUGUAAACAACAAAAAA